Hylaeus volcanicus is the source of this 1265-nucleotide messenger RNA. RefSeq names its product lymphokine-activated killer T-cell-originated protein kinase. Gene Ontology annotation, biological process: protein phosphorylation. The transcript has 5 exons. NCBI's taxonomy places the organism in Eukaryota, Metazoa, Arthropoda, Insecta, Hymenoptera, Colletidae. The record is from RefSeq and is a predicted model, not a curated record. Bases 145 to 1176 code for a protein of 343 amino acids. Gene Ontology annotation, cellular component: cytoplasm. Gene Ontology annotation, molecular function: protein serine/threonine kinase activity; ATP binding.
GUUGGCAGUACUGGGCAGUCAGUACCAUCGAUAUAUCGACAGAAUUCAAAAAUUAACGAACCAAGCUGAACCAAGCUCGAUCGAGCCGGAUCGAACAGAGAACCUGUUGCCUUGAUAUUAAAUAUCAUUUACAAUAUUAAUAAAAUGGCUGAGUUUAAAACACCGACGACAAACAGGUACAGAAGCAGAGUCCAGGAUAACGCGGAACUGCAAACGCCUAUUAAAAUACCGGCGUCGCCAUUUCUCGAACAGAUAGGUUACGGAUGUGGUGUUUCUGUGUUUAGUUUGGAACGAUCACCGAAGGUUGGUUUUGCUCGAUCGCCAUGGGCAAUAAAGAAAAGGAAUUACAAAAUUCAGGAACACGAAAAGUACAAUGAACGCAUUCGACUCGAAGCAGAAAUACUUCGUAAACUAAAUCAUCCGAACAUUAUCGGUUUUCGUGGACUCACCGAAGUUGCGAACGGUGAACCAUGCUUAGCAAUGGAGAAAUUGGACACUUCUUUAGGUGAUAUGAUCGAACAGAGACUUGAUGCUGGCGAAGACUCGUUUCCUGCCAAAGACAUUUUAAAAAUUGCUAACGAAAUUGUAAAAGGAUUGGAAUAUUUACAUCAUACCGCUCAUAUUUUACAUGGCGAUGUAAAAAGCCAUAAUGUGUUGCUUUCCAAAGAUUACAAAACUGUUAAACUUUGUGAUUUUGGAGUGUCUGUCCCGCUUAAGGAAUCUUUAGAAAUUGACACGUCAAAAGGAAAUUUUAAGUAUGUAGGGACUGAGUGUUGGAGUGCACCUGAAAUAAUAAAUGAGGAUGGUCCAGUUACAAAUAAGGCAGAUAUUUGGGCGUACGGUCUUGUGAUUUGGGAAAUGAUUGCUUUGUCUACACCGCAUCUAGGAGAUCUAGAAAGUGAGAAUUCUUCAUUUGAUGAAUCAAUGACAGACUUAGAAACAACAAAGGAUGAUGAACACAGUAUCAAUAUGGAUGAUAGCAUUGUAUUCCUUAAGGAAAUGAUCAGUUCUAAGUAUGGUACUCGUCCUCCAUUACCAGCCAUUAACCUAGGGAAAGAAUAUGAAAAAGUACUCGAGUUAUAUUUUGCAUGCACUACUUCAGAUCACAAUCUUAGGCCAAGUGCUAAAGGUAUUUGUAAAUAUUUCGAAAAUUAUAUCUGUAAAAAGUCUAAAUGAUCCUAUUCUAUUUUACAUUUUUUUUACAAAAAAGAUUAAGGAUACUGUAUGUCAUUGUUAAUAAAAUAAAUUUUUCACUUUUAUAAAAA